This is a messenger RNA of Myxocyprinus asiaticus (Chinese sucker), 1271 nucleotides long. RefSeq names its product galectin-3-like. Bases 135 to 791 code for a protein of 218 amino acids. Lineage: Eukaryota; Metazoa; Chordata; Actinopteri; Cypriniformes; Catostomidae. The record is from RefSeq and is a predicted model, not a curated record. Gene Ontology annotation, molecular function: laminin binding; carbohydrate binding; IgE binding. Gene Ontology annotation, biological process: eosinophil chemotaxis; macrophage chemotaxis; positive regulation of calcium ion import. Gene Ontology annotation, cellular component: nucleus; immunological synapse. The transcript has 5 exons.
AUAUAUAUUUGUUAUGUAGAACCAUUUUAUAAAUGCAUAUGGCACAAUAUUGCACAGCCUUGAGUGCCUUGUUGCUUUAUUAUUAGAUGCAUUAUUGCUAACUAUUUCUUCUCUCUGUUUGGUUUUCAGAUAGCAUGGAUCUUUCAGAUGCCCUUAGUGAUUUUCCACAGCCCGGCCAACCAGCCAACCCCACCUGGCCUGGGCAGCCUGCUAACCCCACCUGGCCUGGCCAGCCAACCCAACCUGCCUGGCCAGGACAGCCAUAUCAACCACCUCAGCCAACCUGGCCUGGUCAGCCUGCAGCUCCGGGGUGGCCUGGACCAGCUCCACAAACCGGCCCUUAUGGUGCUUCUGAGCAAGUUCAAAAACCAUUAACUGUGCCAUUUGACCUCCAUCUACAAAAUGGAGUAUAUAACAAGAUGCUUAUCACCAUCAAUGGAGAGGUCAAGCAAAAUGCUAAAUAUUUCACUAUUGAUCUAAGUAAAGGAAAAGACAUUGCACUUCAUUUAAACCUCCGCUUCAAUGAAGACGGAAAGAAAGUGAUUUUGAGAAACAGUCUGAUUGGAAACCAAUGGGGCAGAAAAGAGAUAGAGAGCCCUUCCUUCCCUUUUGUCGCAGGAAAGCCUUUUGAGCUGAAGAUUUUGUGCACUACCACUGAAUUCAAAGUGGCAGUGGACAAGUCUCACCUUCUAGAGUACAAACAUCGGAUCCGUGAGCUCGACCAAAUCAAAGGUCUUGGUAUCUACAAUGAUGUCAUCCUCAAAUCUGUCAAUGUGGAGACACUGCAAUAAGAUCAUUAUUCUGUGAUAUCUGAAAGAUAUGACCCCAAUACAAACUGUAUCCUACCAAGAUUCAGCCUUAUCUGCUGGGUCUUUUACCUCCAAUAACCAACUUUCUUACUUAAAAAAAAUAAAAACUAUGUGCAUCAGUAAGAGUUGAUAUUGACUAUAAGUGUAAGAGUGAUAUAAAUCUUCAUGUAAAUCAUGAUAGAGCCUGUUUUUCACAUGCUUGUGCUUAGUGCUAAAUGGUGUACUGUAAUUAUAAAGUAUUUGCAACCUCUAUGUGGGUCUGUUAAACUGCCAGGGAGAAUUUGUGUUUUCAAAAACUUUAAUGACACAUGAAAGAUACUUCAGAAAUGAUAAUAUUUUACAGAAUACAGUGUGCAUUGUAUUGAUGCAUGAGAUAUAUUAGAAUAAAGUGUCAUGUUUAUUCACCCACAAAAUCUGCUACAUUUCCAAGAAGAAUAAAGAUUAUGAAAAUUAUAUGAUAAU